GCGUACCAAUUCGGCCACCAGUUGCAGGCUUCGCGGCCGCGAAAACGGUCAGACGGAGGGCUUGUCAAGAAUAAAAUUUUGAGCUAAAAUUCUCGGAAAGAAUACAUAAAAAAUACAAAUUAAAUUGUAAUCGCACUUAGAUAACGUCACUUUCACAGUUCUAUGUUCAUCUCGGAAUGAAUUCGUGAUCGAGCAGAGAGAAUUUGAUCUUGCGAACUGUGCUAACGCGCUAUAAUUAUUUAUUUCUAAUAAAUAAAGGGAGAAAGACGGAUUAGAAAUAAUAAUCGGACAAGUAAUAUGACGUCUUUGAAUAGGAUCCGCGAAUUUGGCGAUGGUGAUCGGGGAAAUUCGCGCGUUUAAAAUUUAAUUGCUUCGGUGUCGGGCAAAUAUUUACACGCGCAUAUUGAAUUCGCCUGUGAAGCCGUUUCUGGUCCAAUGUGCGCAGGGACUAGUGUCGGCUGGAGCGCGAAAUCGAGUCGCGCACUUGGAUGCUAAAUUCGGCGGAUUUGAUUUUUUUUCCUUUUGUGGAGAGAAAAGAGAAAUGACGUACGAUGCGUAACGGAUGAGCAUGUCGCAGAGAAGGUGAAGUGCACGAGAGAAGACGACGCCGAUGAUACUCAGCUCGGUGGAGGAAGCCAAUUUGGAUCGAGGCCAAGCCUAAAGGAAUCUCGACGACGAGGAUGGAGGAAGAAGAAAGCCUUGGCGAAGGUGCAAGCGAUGAUGCAGGUGUUAAAGAACUUCAAGAACUUCGCGAUAAGUACGAGGGAAAACUGACGGCAUCACUUUACACGGGAACGCUAUGCGUCUCCGCUGUUGCCUCGUUGAUCGCUCUCGGUGCUCUGUGCUUCACCGAUUAUCAUGAGCACUUUCACAUGAUUGAUCUAAUACCCGUGUCAGCAUUGACGACCAUGCUCAUCACUUCUUUAACAUUUCUGGUGGUCACGCAAUUAUCCUCAGCUAUGACUUCCAAACGAUCCAGAAUACUGAUAGGUUUAGCAUCCUCCAUUAUACUUGGUCUAGGAAUUUUAAUAUUAGGAGACAUUCUACCCUUGUUCGCCUGCAUCCUGUCAAUAAUCGCCAUUCUGCCUAAGAUGAGGUGGCAAGUACCGCUCAUCAUUGGUAGCAUCUUGGCAUUCGCUUACAUUUCACGAAGACUCAUCUUCGGCGAUCUGUCGAGCUAUUACGAUAUAAUUCAGAUCACAGUGGAGAUCGUGUUCCUUCUAACGGCUGUCCUCGCAGGCAUGUACUACAGGAUCUUGACGGCGAGAGCCCAUCGGAAAACCUUCUCCGGCACGAAAACGGUGAUCGAAUCACGAAUCAAGCUCGAGUGUGAGAGGGAACAACAAGAGCAAUUAUUGCUGAGCGUUAUUCCUGCCUACAUCGCGGCAGAGGUGAAAAGGAGUAUAAUGCUGAAAAUGGCGGAUGCUUGCCAGGAAGCUAAUAAACACAAGCAAACCACGUUCCAAGAGAUGUACGUACAACGACAUAACAACGUCAGCAUUCUCUAUGCGGACAUCGUGAAUUUUACGCCGCUGUCAGAGCAACUCUCAGCAUCCGAUCUCGUAAAGACGCUUAACGAGCUCUUCGGCAGGUUCGAUCAGAUAGCACAGGACAAUCAAUGUAUGAGAAUCAAAAUUCUGGGUGACUGUUACUAUUGCGUCUCCGGACUUCCUGUUUCUCGCCCAAAUCAUGCUUACAACUGCGUGAACAUGGGACUACAAAUGAUCGAUGCCAUCAGAUUUGUUCGCGAAGCUACUGGCUUCAACGUCGACAUGAGGAUAGGGAUUCACACGGGGAACGUACUGUGCGGAGUUCUCGGCUUGCGGAAAUGGCAAUUCGACGUUUGGAGCGACGACGUGACUCUGGCCAAUCACAUGGAAAGCGGUGGUUUACCAGGGAGAGUACACAUAACGAAGGCUACUUUACUGCAAUUGGGCGAUCGGUUCGAGGUCGAACCGGGCGAUGGAGGAUCCCGGGAAAGUUACCUUGCUCAGCACAAAGUGGAGACUUUCCUUAUCGUACCGCCCAAGAAAAGCCGAGAGGAAAAUGGAAUGGAAAACGGUGGAAAUCGUAUACACGGCUGCGGACCAGUACCUUCUAGAUCGAGGCCUAGUAGCAAAAUGACAAAAUACGUAGAAUGUUGGGGUGCGGACAAGCCUUUUGCAAAUAUAGCAGAAGCAACGUUGGCGAAAAAUAUAGGCCUAACAAGUAUCGCAAUGAUCGAAUCGAAUCUAUUGGCGAACAAUGCCAGCUGCUUUGACGCACAACGAUGCAGGCACUGGUGCGGCGGAAAUGAAGAGAUUUCGCCUUUUACUUAUUGGUUCAAAGACAAGAAUCAGGAACAGCUGUAUCGAGACCAGAGAGAUGAACAAUACCCUUGGUACGUCGUAGCCUCCAACGUCGUUUACGCGAUGAUGUUCUGCAUCCAGAUUAUUUAUCUACCAAGAAGCAUCGCGGUUUAUGGUUGCUUCGCAGCUGGCUUAGCAUCCCUGGUUGUAUUUGCCGCAAUUUCGUGGUUUAGUGGUAAAACCGACACUGACAGUACUGAAGAAUCAACAAGUCAAAUAGCGCUUAGCCGUGAAAUCAGGAUAACGGUGUAUCUAAUAACGGCCCUACUAGCCAUCGCAUCAUCAGUCACUAGUCUGAUCGAGGUCGAUCAGAUCGUCGGAAACGACAUCGUACCACUGUACGUGUAUUCCUCGGUGAUAGCCUUGGUGGCUGGCUGGACGCAUUUGAGAGUCGGUUUCUUACUGAAACUGGGUGUAAUGCUUCUGUCCAUCAUCGCGAUACUCGUCGUUUUCUCCCAAGCACCAGUCAUUCAGCUUUACUACGAGAGUCCUGGUGCCAAGUUUUACGGCGUCCAUUAUCUGAUGCAAGUGGGAUAUCUGCUGAUUCUCGUCAGUCUAAUACUCCACAUCCUUGAUCGACAAGUGGAAUAUACAUCUCGGACGGAUAUUUUGUGGAAAAGUAAGCUGAGGGUCGAGCAGGAUGAGGUGGAAACCAUGAGGGGCAUCAACAAAAUUCUUCUGGAGAAUAUACUUCCGGCGCACGUUGCCGACCACUUUUUAGCCACAAGAGCUUCACAAGAACUCUAUCAUGAGAGAUACAGUAGCAUUGCUGUAAUGUUCGCAUCGAUACCAAAUUACAAAGAGUUUUAUGAUGAAACUGAUAUAAAUAAGCAGGGUCUCGAGUGUCUGCGUCUACUCAACGAGAUUAUCUGCGAUUUUGAUAAGCUCUUACUCAAGCCAAAAUUCUCAGGAAUCGAGAAGAUCAAGACGAUAGGUAGUACUUAUAUGCUAGCGUCUGGCCUUAGCCCGGGCAAGGAAGACGGUGAUGGAAAGGAUCCACUAAAGCAGCAAGAUCACAACGUAAUCGUACUCGUCGAGUUUGCCAUUGCACUUAUGACAAUCCUGGAUCAAAUCAAUAGAGACUCUUUUCAAAGAUUCAAAUUGAGGAUAGGCUUAAAUCAUGGUCCCGUAAUAGCAGGUGUCGUUGGUGCUCAAAAGCCUCAAUACGAUAUUUGGGGAAAUACGGUAAACGUGGCAUCAAGAAUGGACAGUUGCGGUGAAAUGGGUAAGCUUCAAGUCACCGAGGAUACUGCCAAGAUCCUCAUUGACGCUGGAUACGAGCUCGUUUGUCGAGGACCUACAUACGUGAAGGGCAAGGGCACCCUUACUACAUAUUUCGUGAAGACUCCUUUCGAUGAUAAAGAGGAUACCUAUUAAUAAUGGAUCACAUAAAUUGUCGGUUCGGAUAAUCAAAAUUUUAUCUGGCAAGAAAGAAAGAUAUUUUUCAUGAAAGAUAUUUUAUCGAUCCUCGCAAGUCUGAAUAAAAGAAGAACAUCAUGAAAAAGGAGAAAAAACGGAGCACAAAAAAGUCGCAGAAAAUAUUCGCAUAAGAAAAAUUAAAUGUUAAAAGCCAAGCAAUUACAAAAUUUUAAUCAUCUAUCUGUUAAUGUAAAACAUUGGUGGAUGUUAGAUUUACUCAUUCAACCCGUAAAUAAGAUUUUAACUUUCUGCGCGAAGAAAUGAUAUAAUAUCACAUCAAAGAAGUGAUAUAAUUUCAAUGAUUUCUUAUUAUAUUUGACAACGUAUUUAAAAAUAUUAACUUUGUCGUAGCUAUUUAGCUGUUAAAGAAUCAAUAAGACACGUACGAUCCAAAAACAAUGUCCAGAAUAAUAUAUAACAUUCAUAAUAAUUCUUGAUGUUUUCUUCUUACAUUUAAUUGACAUUUAAUCGAUCAAGAAGCGCAGCGAUAAGACAAUGAUAAGAAUAAUUAUUGUGUUUUAAAGGUAAUUGUAUUAUUUUAUUGUAUUAGAGAAAAAUGAUGAUCUCAUACGUAGUUUCCAAAAUACUCAAAAAUCAUUACUACCGUAUGAAAAAUUGCAAAUAUCGACUCAGUCCACUUUUUAAAUUAUGACCAAUAAUUAUAAGCAUCGUUACAUCGUACCUGCAAAUAGAUUAACUUUAACUUUAUACAUUUAACUAUGUACAUAAAAUAUCCAUAUGUAUAACUAUACAUGUACAAUUAGUUUAUUUCGGGAGCUACAGCGCAGAUAUAAUUUUUAUUUCUAUCAGUUUUAUUUCUAUCGAAAAAAAACAACGAGAGCUUUUUAAUCAAUCAUUCUGACCAAUAUGAUCGAUGUACGAUAUUGCUUUAUACAGCCAGCAUUGAUUGCCUUUCUUCACGGAUUAAAAGCAUUGUGAACGUGAUCACAUGAAUAAAGGUAUAUUGAUAAAA
Ooceraea biroi (clonal raider ant) is the source of this 4740-nucleotide messenger RNA. It is a transcript of the gene Adcy2, whose product is annotated as adenylate cyclase type 2 Ac76E. Gene Ontology annotation, molecular function: adenylate cyclase activity. NCBI's taxonomy places the organism in Eukaryota, Metazoa, Arthropoda, Insecta, Hymenoptera, Formicidae. Gene Ontology annotation, biological process: intracellular signal transduction; adenylate cyclase-activating G protein-coupled receptor signaling pathway; cAMP biosynthetic process. Gene Ontology annotation, cellular component: plasma membrane. The record is from RefSeq and is a predicted model, not a curated record.